UUGGAGUUAACAAGAGUUUAAAAGCAAGAUCCCCUCCCCCCCACGCAGGUGCGACGGACGACCCUUCCUUCGGGAUUUUAUGGUGAUGACCUCGCUGCCUGCGAGCCCUGGAAUCACGUGCAAGCAACUCCAACAACCGCUCAGCCUGGCGUGGAAGAGGUGGGGCUGUGAAGAAUAUAAGUACUGCUGAUUUCGCCCAGGGAGCGGACACCAGUUUACCUAGUUCUGUAAACUAUCACAAAGCGAUCUGAUUAUCACCAUGCCGCCCAAGCGAAAGUCUAUCGAGUACGACGCCCCUCUGCCGAUUGAGGCAAACUUUGUGAGGAAUUCCUCCAUCGAGUGGAUCCCUGUUCCGCCUGCCGACUCGCCCGGAGUCGGACCGUCGACCGGAUAUGUAUCCCGGACCCUCACCAAUCUGCCGAUUCUGCCCUCGCAUACCUCCACUUCGGCGCGAGAUGCCCAUGAUAGCUCCCAGCCGUCGGGAUCACGCCUCCCACAGACAAAUGAGGAGCUGAAGCAACAGUUCGCCGCCUUCAUUCAAACCGAUAUUCAGGCUAGGAUCAAUAGCGGCAACACCGGGGGCGACGGCGGGGCCAUGGUGCUUGCCGAGCAAAUCAAGAUCAGAUCUGCGAUACGGGCUGUAGUCCUCGAUCCGUCCUCGGAGCUGGAUGGUUUGACUGUGGCGAGCAUGAGGGAGUCAGGGUCGCUCGAUACAUACUUUCGGCGUCGCUUGACCGGUUAUAUUAGCAGUGCGCUCAGGGUCAUUGGCAUCUGGGUGAACAAACCUACCGACGCCUUGGAUGAGGUGGUCAAAGGAGCGGGAAGCGGGGAGACAUCGACGACAACCACCAAAGGCAAACCGGUGGUCCGUGGCAAGGCGGACAAGGCAGCCCAGCGGACAGUGCCAACCUGGUACCAACAGUGCUGUCCCUUGACCGGUGUUGAGGUCGUCGACGCGGCGCACAUUGUCGACAUUCAAGCGGUACAGUCAAUGGGCAGCCCUGGUGAGUUUUGGGAGGUCCUUCAACUCUUCUGGCCUCUGCAAAGCAUCCAACAGCUUAAGAUCAUCGGCUGUGAGGAACAAAACAUCCUUCCAUUGCAACCUACCGCGCAUCGGCUUUGGGAUCGGCACAAAUUCGCACUCCGCCCUAUCCAACACCCGACCGAUCCGGAACACAGGAUAUAUCUUCAAGUCGUCUGGUUCAAAGACCGACAUGCCGAGAUAGGUCUUGGUAAUGACGGGCAGCGCCGUAACAAGGAGACUAACUUGUCGGACCGCAGACGGAAGAUGGAGGACUCGACUGGGGCUGGAGCCAGAUACGUCGUGCACGGCGACAUCUAUGAAUUGAGCACGUCUGACCCGGAGAAACGCCCACUCCCGGACAUCCGCUAUUUCCAGAUGCGGUAUGCGAUGCAGCAGCUCUUUGCGGGCCAACAAGCUGCCGGAGCCCUUCGAGCAAUCUUUGGCGGCGACCCUCCCGACGAUAACACACCAGGUCCGGCUCGAGACGAGGCAUUCAUGCCCAGCGACUGGGACGACAUGCUCCGAGAGGCUCUCGAGCUCGGUAUUUUGAGCGAUAAGACAGAAGCGAUCUGGAGAAGGCAUAUACUCGAGAAGGCGUACUGGGAAGGUCUACAGAGAGUGUGGAAGUAUAGAGCUGCUACGGGCGAGCUAGGGAGCGAGGCAGAGGAGGAGUACUAGGGGACCCCCUCCCUAACCAAACCUCCUGCGCUGCCCGUAGAGAAGGAUCCGGCCAGCCAACCAGGCAGGGCGGGCGGCGAGACAGGUGGUCUCGAAAAAAAACCCUCUAUCAA
Chaetomium fimeti is the source of this 1815-nucleotide messenger RNA. RefSeq lists its product as uncharacterized. The transcript has 2 exons. The coding region runs from base 260 to 1702 and encodes 480 amino acids. The record is from RefSeq and is a predicted model, not a curated record. NCBI's taxonomy places the organism in Eukaryota, Fungi, Ascomycota, Sordariomycetes, Sordariales, Chaetomiaceae.